Messenger RNA from Verticillium dahliae VdLs.17, 5055 nucleotides. RefSeq lists its product as uncharacterized. The coding region runs from base 1 to 4851 and encodes 1616 amino acids. The transcript is spliced from 3 exons. Gene Ontology annotation, molecular function: protein binding. Lineage: Eukaryota; Fungi; Ascomycota; Sordariomycetes; Glomerellales; Plectosphaerellaceae. Gene Ontology annotation, cellular component: P-body. Gene Ontology annotation, biological process: deadenylation-independent decapping of nuclear-transcribed mRNA. The record is from RefSeq and is a predicted model, not a curated record.
AUGGUGUCGCCUUUGCCACCUCCAGCUCCAACUCCUCCCACCGGCGCCAUGGUUCCUCCCACUGGUGACCGCACUUCCAACCUGCUGAACUUGCUCAAGUUCAGCGGUGCUGGCGGUCAGCCGUCGCAGGCUCAAGCCCAGACUUUCCAGCAGAGUCAGGACUCGUUCCAGCAUUUUCAACAGCACCAGCACCAGCCGCAGCCGCCGUUGCAGCAACAGCAGCAACAGCAGCCGCAGCACCCUCUCCAGCACCACCAACAGUCGCAUCAUCAAGCUCAGCAUCAACAUCAGCACCAGGCAGGUCCUGCUAUGCAGGCCCCUGCUCCUUUCCCGACGCAGAUCCUGGCCCCUGCCCCUUCGUCGCAGGACCCUACUGGCCUCCUCCGUGCUCUCAUGAGCGGAAGCCACGAGAACGAGGAGCCCAAGCAACACGAUGCUCCGCCGACCGCGACCUUUGGUGCUGCGUCGCCGCCCGACGAGACACGCACUUACCUGCUUAAUCUCCUCAACCGCCCGAAGCCCAGCCAAAACGAUCAGCCUCUCCUAAACGAGGGCUCUCGCCACGGCAGCUUCCAGCAGUCGAACGAGUCACCCGUCGAUACCUCCAGGCAUCUGCACCAGGUCCUGGACAACGCAUCGCAGGGACAGAGUUCUUCGCACCUAUCCCAGCACAACCAGUACGAGACCUCCGACAGGCACCACUACGAGCAGCCUGCCGCCGGCUACGGCUCGUACUCGUUCCAACCCAACCAGGAUGGUAGCAUUCCUGUGUCUAGGCUGUUUGGCAACAGCUACAACAACUACGAGGAUCACCAGACCUCGUCGUCACAGCACCAUACCCCCAAGUCCAGCAACGCCGCUGUGCCCCACGCCCACUCGGCCGGACAGUCUCCCGCUGGACCUCCCUUCCUGAUCCUGAAGAAGGGAGACGGCUCGCCCACGCCUCCAGGUGCAGGCCGCAAGAACAUCAGCCACGAGCGGAGCCCUCUCGCUAGCCCCCAGAGCCUCCGCAGCCAGGCUGUUCACAGCACUGUGUCCCCUGCGGGUAACGCCAUUGGCAACCCGACCCCCGGUUCUGCGGCCUCGCUUGCCAGUCCGGGCCGUGCUGACAGGAACCCGGAGACUGUCUCGGAAGCUAUGCAUGAUCUUGCCGAAACGGCGGACCAGGAAGCUCAGGAGGCACUUGCCCGCGCCGAGGACGAGCCUGACCAAUCUGAUUACCUGAAGGACCUUGACGACUUGGAUAACGCGAGGACCGAGCAGGAAUUUGAAGAUAUUGCGCAGCAUGCUGCUCUAGCCAUCAAGAAGGAGCUGGAUCGAGCCGAGAACAGCGGUGCUCUCGAAAAGAUCAUGUCACCCGAGGCCGCUCUCGAGGUUCGUGAGAUCGUCGAGGACGCUGCUGCCGGACACGCCGAUCACUCCAAUGAGGCAGCUGACGGCGUCGCUGACAGCUGGGAAAGCGCCGACCAGGAUGAGAUCGUCGUCAUCGAGGAAGAGCCUGCCCAGCCUGUCAAGGUCUACAACUUCCCUAUGAAGCCGUGGAUCAGCAUUCAAGUCAACGACAAUGGCGAUAUUGAGCGUCCUCAGCUGCGUGACGAGGCUAUUAUGGAUAUCGCUCGCCUCAAGAAGGAGUUUGACCAGAUCGACCGUAACCUUUACACGGCCACUGAGCGGUACAUGGUGUACGGCAUGUCCAAGGCUGGCGGUCUGCGCGUCAUCCGCCAGGAAGAUGGUAGAGAUGCUAAGAUCUUCACCGACACCAAGGACCGCAUCUUCAACGUCGCCAUGUCCUGCACCGCCCCUGACCACGACGGCGCGCACCGGGAGACCAUCAUUGGUACUGGCAUCAGCGGCACCGUCUUCUGGGUGCAGAUUCGCAAUGGCGAAAAGGACCACAUUGAGGACGCGAACCCUGAGCAGUAUGGCUUUGCUCUUCCUCCCAUGUCGUUCCACGAGGGAGACACGCCGGGUGGAGUGCUCAAGACUCGCGCCCGCUCAUCCACCAUCCACCCCGAGUUCUUUGCUGUUGGCCGCGGAAAGUCUAUUAACAUUAUCUGGCCUUCGUUCAUCAUGCAGCAGAACCUCUUCAAGCCUGGUCACGACCGUGUCGUCGACACGGAGCAACUGGCUAAACAGUGUUCGUUGAAAAUCAACACUGGCAAGGCUGGCAAGGACUUCACCUUCAGCCAGGACGAUACCGUCAUCGUUUCGCUUGACAAGUCUGGCCGCGUCAAGUUCUGGGAUGUUCGAGAUCUCACCGCAGCCAAGGAGGGCAGCGACCCUCGCGCCCCUACCCCUGCGCACACUUCUCUGGAGGCAUGGCCGACCUCGGUUCUCUUGGUGGAUAAGCUCCGCCCCUACCAGAAGCGUUGCGCGCUGCGUUACAUGAUUAUCGGCAUGAAGCAGAACCACACACUUCAGCUUUGGGACCUGGCCCUCGGUAAGCCCGUUCAGGAGUUCAACCUCCCACACAGCAAGGAGUCAGACGCAGUGUGCAGCGUCAUGUACCACGCGCCUACCGGCAUGUUGAUCAUUGGUCAUCCAACACGCAACUCGAUCUACUUCGCACACCUAUCGGCACCUAAGUAUAACCUCAAGAGCGUUUCGCAGGUCGACUACAUCAAGCGCCUCAUUGAUCAUGACACCACCAUUCCCCAGCCUGACUCGACCGCGGUCAUUAGCGGUGUCCGCGAAUACUCGUUUGCCAACCGAGGAAUUCUGCGCAGUCUCGACCUGCUGUCCACCCCUGCCAUGAGCCAAGACUCUGACGAGCCGACCUUGUUCGAGCUUUAUGCGAUGCACUCCAAGGGUGUCGCGUGUCUCUUGAUCAAGCAGGCAGAGCUCGGCUGGUCCAAAGAUAACAAGGUCCUUGCACCGGUCUCAGCUGUCGAUGCUGGUGUUGUGAGCAUUUCCAAGCUCAAGCCACCUCAUGCCCUGCCGGCCGAGCCCGCCCAUCAGGAGCCUGCACCUGCGCUUCCGGCUCCUGCUCGUUCCAACACCAAAGAGUCUACUGCGCACACCGCGCCCUCUUCCCAAGAUGAGACCGCCACGCGCCCCACGGCUGCCUCCAAGAAACAGGAAUCCAAGGACGAGGACACUCCGACGACCGCUCCCGUCAAGGACGACAAGCCUGAGAAGGCGGAGCGCAAGGGUCGCAAGAAGAAGGCGGCCGCAGUCGCUGCAGCUGCCGCUCUAGCUGCCGAAUCGCAGUCGCAAUCCAAUGGUGGCAGCCAGUCACCUCGCGUCACCCCCAAAGACUCGAAGAGCGCCACCGCUGCUGUUCCUGCGGUGCCCUCGAGCUAUGUGUCGAUGGAGUCUAUCGAGACUGUCAUGAAUUCUUUGACAACGAUGGAGUCUCGUCUGAACAGCAGCUUCGCCGGUACCAUCAAUGCCGCCAUCAAGUCACUUCACACCAAGCUGGAAGACGGACAGCGCGAGCGUGAGAAAGACUUUGACCAGCAUCAGAAGACCUUGUUGACCAUGAUCUCUGAUGUUCUCAAUGAGAACACCCAGAAGGUCUUGGAAUCCUUGAUCCAGGGACAAUUCGACCUCGCCAUGCCUACCAUUUCGGAUGUUGCGCGCAAGGCGGUCUCGGAGCAGUUCAGCUCUGGCACAAACCGCCAGCUGUCGCAGACCAUUCAGAAGGAGAUCAACAAGAGCCUUCCCUCGGCAACACAGCAUGCUCUGCAGAGCACCGACUUCAUCAAGGGACUCUCCGACCGUGUUGGGUCUACAGUUGCUGCGAACGUCCAACGCGAAGUGGUCCACUCGCUGACCAACCAAAUGUCGACUGCUUUCACCGUGAUGGCCACCACAGCUUGCCAACAGGUUGCCGACGAUUUGCAGCGUCAACACCACUCCGAGAUGACAGCACUUCACGAACAGCGUGCUGCUGAUAGCAAGAAGAUCGACGAGCUGCACACUGCUUUCGCGCAGUUGACCAGCAUGGUAUCUGGCAUGGCAGCCACACAGGAGCAGUUCCAAACCGAGUUCAUUCGCUUCCAGCAGCAAACGACGAAGAACCCUGGUCCCUUGCAGCAGGCGAUCCCUGCUCAGCAGCACCAGCUCCCACCGGCUAUACAGGGCCAGGAGUAUGGGCCGCGUCACGGCCAGGGACCUAGCCAGGUCCACAGCCAGGGCCUCACCCAGAUGCAGCAGCAGGUCCAGCGAAUGCAGGAGCACAUGCAGCAGCAGCAGCAGCAGCAGCAAGGCAGCCAGCAUUAUGGUUCGAUGCAGAGCCCCGAGGCAUCGCAGCACCGUUCUGUGGGCUAUCAGCAGUCCCAGGCGUCUUCCCACGGACAUGGGCAACACGGGGCACCCUACCAGCAGAGUCAUGCCAACUCGCAGGCGCUCACCCUCGCCAACCAAAGCCAGGGCGAAGAGGAGUUUGACCAGGAGCUGGCUGACUGUGUGGCUCGGAUUGACGGUCUUAUCAAAGCAGGCAGGACUGAAGAUGCCCUGCUUCGCUGGCUGCAGUCUGGUCGUGAGCAGUUCAUCUUCGACCGACUCAUGAGCAAGUACAGCCCGCAGCUGGUUCUUGAUGGCAUGCCUGGUCUGCUCCUACUCACAAUCGCAACCACGAUUUGCCAAAGCCUUGACUCUGUUACCCGUGAGCGUGUUGCCUGGCUCGAGGUGGUCGUUCAUAAGAUCAGUACUGAUUUUGACAACAUGGAGGCCGAUGCUCGCGCCAUCACCCCUAAGAUUUUCCACCUUAUCAUCACCAAUACGGAGAACCUGUUUGUUCGGAUUAGCAGCACUCGUGGCAACGAUCCCAUCCUGAAGAACCUCUCCCAGAUGAUGGGCGUUGCCAAGCGCACGCUUGAAACCCACAGCACUCGCCAUUACGGCUGAGCCUUCCACACGGCAGGCGAGCUUGUUGUCUCGCAAUUUGACGACAUGACGAUUUCUAGUACAUAGAGAGGCAUCCCUGCAGAAGGAGCUUAACCAAGCUCGACAUAAUCUGGAGCUGAUAGGUAUGCGAGUCGAGGGUCGCCAUACUGGCCUUAUUUCUCGCACCCAUUGGGAGCCAAGGUAAUGGGCCACGGUACAUACCGC